This is a messenger RNA of Cercopithifilaria johnstoni, 2265 nucleotides long. NCBI's taxonomy places the organism in Eukaryota, Metazoa, Nematoda, Chromadorea, Rhabditida, Onchocercidae. The record is from the annotation of a GenBank genome assembly.
AUGACAAAAUUAACGAUAAUUAAAGAAUAUCAUGCAAAAGAAGGAUGGCUUGAAGCAAUAAGUGAAUGUGGAAAGUACGGUUUAUUGUUGAUGAAUCUGUUGGAUGAAAAUAAGUUAAAAAUGAUACCAUUGAUGAAGCAACAUCUUGCUGCUGUUGAUUUCAUACAAACAGCUUUACUGGCAUGUAGAGCUCUACAAAAACGUGGAAUCUUUGCCGGAACCGGUAAUAUAGAGAUGGUAAACAUUACCACUGCAAGUGAUACGGUAGGUAUUAGUAAAAUAAUGGAUGCUGCCACUGCUGAAAGCACUAGCACAAAUGAAGGUGACAAAGGUAGUAAUGCGGAGGUGAAGAUAUCGGCAGAAUCAAAAAGUGGAGAGUAUAUCGCAAUUCCGAGUAAUGAAGAUGUGAUAAGCAAUGCGGUUGAAAUUCCGGAAUGGGCAUGUGAUGAAAAGCAUUCGCCGAAUUAUAUCAUUUAUUGCCAGGGUGAAUUACUUCAUGCUGUAAUGAUGCUUAACAUUUUCAAAGAUUCCAAAACCUUUGUUGAUAAACCGCUAAAACGAGAUCCUGUUGAAAUUGCUGCAGAUUUUAAAAAGAAAUUUCCACGUAAUAUUACGGCAAAUGAUCGUGAAGCUAUACGACAAUUUAUUGAUGAAAAUUUUGACGAAGAAGGACAUGAGUUGGAAAAAUGUGACUUAGUGGAUUGGGAAGAGCAACCAGAGAAGCUACUGUCAAUAGCUGAUCCACAAUUACGCCAAUUUGCAUUAAAUGUCAAUUUAAUUUGGAAAAGCUUAUGUCGAACAAUUAAAAAAGAAGUUAUGAAAUAUCCAGAACGGCAUUCAUUAUUAUAUGUACCACAUGAAUUUAUUGUUCCCGGCGGUCGUUUUCGAGAAUUUUAUUACUGGGAUACUUACUGGGUUAUUAAAGGUCUUCUUGCUUCAGGAAUGCAAGAAACAUCACGUCGAAUGAUUCUUAAUUUUGAGUAUUUGGUAAAAACAAUUGGUUUCAUACCGAAUGGCGGUAGAGUGUACUAUUUGCGUCGAUCACAGCCACCAUUUUUCAUACCAAUGGUUUAUGAGUAUUAUAUGGCAACGGAAGAUGAUGAAUUUCUGCGUUCUAUAAUGGAUACCAUGGAAAUGGAAUUCAGUUUUUGGAAAUCGAGCCGAAUGAUUAAUGUUACAAUUAAUAAAAGAAAUCAUUCAGUGUUUCAUUAUCGUGCAGAUAGCAAUGUACCACGACCGGAAUCAUAUCGUGAAGAUUAUCAAACAGCAGAACGAGUUGAUCGACAAAAAAGGCGUAAACUAUGGCGUGAUAUAGCAAGUGCUGCCGAAUCCGGUUGGGAUUUUAGUAGUCGAUGGUUUCAAAACCGUAAAAGUAUGGAUACUAUAGUUACAUCCGAUAUUAUUCCGGCUGAUCUGAACGCUUUUAUGUAUUGGAAUAUGAAAAUUCUGGCACAUCUUCAAGGAGAAAUUGGUAAUCUUACUCGGCGUGAUGAAUUGAACCGAGAACGUUCGAAUUUUGUGGAUACGUUCGAAGCAGUAUUUUUUGAUACACGUGAAGGUGCAUGGUUCGAUUUGAAUUUGAAAACCGGAGAGCAUUACGAUGACGCAUAUCCAUCUUUAGCCGUUCCACUCUUCACCGAAUGUUAUCAUAUGCUAAAUAUUGGUAUGAUGGCUGACGUGUUGGAAACACUUCAACGAAAAGGAUUAUUACAAUUUCCGGGUGGCAUACCGGCAAGCUUAAUGAAAGGUACCAAUCAACAAUGGGAUUAUCCAAAUGGUUGGGCACCGAUAAAUCAUAUGAUCAUCGAAGGACUACGUAAAUCAAAUAAUCCAACGAUGCAACAACGUGCAUUUGAGAUUGCCAAUAAAUGGAUCAAUCGAAAUUAUGCGCUAUAUCAGAAGGAUCAUAAAAUGUGGGAAAAAUACGACGUUGCAAAAGAGUAUGUACGAGCUGCUAAAGGUGGUGAAUAUGAAAAUCAGUACGGCUUUGGAUGGACCAAUGGUGUGGUACUUGAUUUACUUGUAACAUUCAGUAAGAGAGCUGUGGUUAAGCCAACUGGUGGUGUAACUGAUGUACAUGGAACCGGACGACCUAAUGUAUCUGGUACCGACCGUACCCUUCUUACCCGAUAUUUAGAAACAGAAAAAUCUUCCGACUUAUUAUGGCGAUUUGCGAAACGAAUCUUAAUCCGAGCAUUGACUACUUUUUUGAAAUGCAAAAAUCCUGGUAACAGCGGUGGCUCCAUGGAAAUCAAAAGUUUAUGA